Messenger RNA from Hemibagrus wyckioides, 3688 nucleotides. RefSeq names its product glutaminase like (gene glsl). Gene Ontology annotation, molecular function: glutaminase activity; protein binding. The record is from RefSeq and is a predicted model, not a curated record. NCBI's taxonomy places the organism in Eukaryota, Metazoa, Chordata, Actinopteri, Siluriformes, Bagridae. Bases 168 to 2135 code for a protein of 655 amino acids. Gene Ontology annotation, biological process: L-glutamine catabolic process. The transcript is spliced from 21 exons.
CGCAGUGCUUCAGACAACAAACACUUUCACUCACUCCACAAACUCCAGUCUUCAGCACAUGAGCAUCAGGCGUGUUUUUGCCCAGUUUAGCAGCAUUAAACAUCUCUUCUGGAUGUGUACUGCAGUUUAAUUUACAGACUAAACUGUUAUUGGAAUAGAUAGUCCUAAUGGAACAUAUCUCAAGCCAAGAAGCAGAUGAAAAUCCUUAUCUCUGUUUUCAGAGAACACCAUCUUUUCGGCGCAAAUGGAGAAAACGCUAUGGGGGUUUGGAUGGAAACAAACUGCUGGAGCCAAAUAAGGAGGAAGACAUGAGAGAGAAUGGUGUGAUGACAGAUGGCCUCUCUGAAAGGAAUGCCGCCCCUGUGAAGAGUGCAGAAGCUCAGGAGAGCAGCAUUGCAGAGAAUAUUUCAACUCCUGUGCCAAGAAAAGCUGUGCCAUCUCAGAGACCUGUCAACUAUCUGCCUCCAGGAUCAACAGCUUUACCAUCAUUUAUCAACAAUGGUGGCACAAAAGUCCUUCAGGCAGAACCAGAGAGAACGCUCACUGCUCAGCCCUGGCCAAGCAUCAGCAGGACUGAGGUCCAGCAUAGCCAAUCCAAGAGAAAAGUAGCUGCUGACGUGCUAUUUGACAGCUUCGCCUCCGGAGGAAGAGUCGGCACCAAUCAUUUCUUUGAGACCCUGUGGUGCUCUGGCAUUUUAAGAACUGACCCACGGAUUAAGGAUUGCUAUGCGCUGAUGAAAAAACUGCAGGAUGCCGAUGGGACAGUGGAUAGGAACACUUUCCAAAGGUGUGUGACAGGCUUUGUAUCUUUCAUUCUGAAAGCGGUGCAAGGGAGAUUUGUCGUUCCAGAUUUCUGUAUGUUUGCCGAGGAGACCCAAAAAUUGUUCAUUAAAUGUAAACAACUUUCUUCCGUAGAGGAGAAGGAAGACAACAGCAAGGCCAGUGGAAAGUGGGGGUUUUCAAUCUGCACAGUGGAUGGGCAGAGGCUCUCUCUCGGGGACUGGAACGAGCCAUGUGUUCUGGGAGAGAUUGCUUGGCCUCUUAUUUAUGCACUUGCCGUGGAUCAACUUGGAGUUGACCGUGUCCAUAGACAUGUCGGAGUGGAGGAGUAUGCAAAAUAUGAGUCCCCCUUUACCCUGAGCAAACAAGGUGUCCCUCACACUCCCCUGACAGAGACAGGAGCUAUUGUAUGUGCAUCGCUGCUGCAGCAGUUAACACUGAGGCAAGUUACAGAGGAAGAGGAGAAAUAUGAGUCGGUUUUAAAUAUUGUAAGAAGACUAUGCAAUAAGGAACAUGCCAAUUUAAACUGUACAAGUUAUCUAGGCUUGAGGAAGGACAUUAUUCGUCUACAUGCACUUUCAUUUUAUCUCCAAGAAAAGAAGUGCUUCCCAGAAGCCACUGACAUAAAUGCUGCACUGGAGCUCCUGUUACAGUGUUUGUCUACAGAAGUCACAUGUGAGUCUGGAGCAGCUUUAGCCGCAACUUUAGCCAAUGGUGGCCUCUGCCCUAUGUCAGGUGACCAGGUCCUCUCCAGCUUGGCAGUUCGCAGUACUCUGUCCAUAAUGCAAGUGGCAGGAAUGAACAAUUACUCCAGAAUAUUCCAUUUUAAGAUAUCCGUGCCUGCCAAAUCCAGCAGUUCUGGUAUUGUGUUGAUAGUAGUCCCUGGAGUGCUGGGCAUCACUUGCUGGUCACCGGAGUUGGAUGCAUAUGGAAACUCCUGGAGGGCUGUGCAUUUCUGUGAGGAGCUGGUGUCAGUUUUUCAGCUGCACAGCUUCGAUAUCAGGACUCCAUUCAGACAGAUGCUGUCCUACAGGCAGUGGAAAGUGGAGUCGGAGGGCUACCAAAUCAUGAACAUCCUGCUGGCCGCUUAUCGAGGGGACCUGCACUCGUUACGGAGGUAUUUCCUCUCUGGAGCAGAUGUGAAUGCUGUUGAUUAUGAUGGAAGGUCUGCGCUUCAUGUGGCUGCCUCAGAGGGGCGUCUAGAGGUCAUCAAGUUUCUGAUGGAGAGCACCGGAACCAACUGUACACUCAAGGACAGGUGGGGAAACACGGCUUUGCAGGAAGCUAUAAGAUGCAAUCAGGGACCUGCUGUGCAGCUCCUCACAAAGUACACAGACUACAAGGAAAUGUUAUGAGAGUGCAUCAACCCCAGACAUGCAGUUUACACUUCGCAAUGGUUUAUGUUCUUUUUUGUAUUCCCUGAUUUAAGUGUUAAAUGGCUGGUACCAAAAUGAUAUGACUAAGACCUUUGAUUUAGAAAUGUGUGGAGGUGGGCAUGAACAGUUAACAUAACUAAUCUAUCAUGCCAUGGUGUAUCUGAACAGAAGAUCUGUAGUACCAGAGCAUUAAGAAAUCUAAGGUUUGGUGAGUCUAGAAGUGCAGAAAUGUUGUACAGUUAUCUCAGUAUUUUUUAUAAUCCCCAAGACUCAUCUGUGAGGAAUAAACAUUAUAUUCAAUAACAAAUGUUAUAUAUAAAGAUAUAUAUAUAUAAUAUCUCUAAUUAUUACAGGGCUUAAUGAUAAAAGCCAAUGCAGUGUACAUGGUAGCUAUGGAAAUAAGUACACAUUUGCAGUAAAAAUGAAUGUUUCGGACCUGAUUUCACAACAGCCUCUGAACUUGCUAACACAACUGAGAGUAAUGUUUUCCAAAAUGCAGAUUCCAAUAACUGUGAAGGAGAGAAACCAAGUGUCACACACUUACAGCUAACAUUCUCAUGAUUCAUCUGCAUAGCAAUAGAGAGACCAUUUUCUCAAACUAUUUGAAUGCAAUCCCUGGAUGAAAAUAUUGGACAGGAAGUCUAAUGGUGUAUUGAAAGCCAGCAAGGGUUUGGAUCUCAGAGUUUCAGCAAUAGCCAAUAGAGCAGUACAUGUUGCGUAAAGCCAAACUGGGAGAGGUCUAGAAGAUGGUUCUGUGUGAGGAAAAGAAACUUGGCUAUACUUAACACGUUACAAUAAAAUGUUAUUUGAAUUGUUUCCAUAAUGACUAAUGUUCUGGUGAUAUAUUUCACUGAUCAGAUGUUGGCAUUGUCUCAUUGUGGAAUAAACUAGCAUUUUGUCUUGUGGUUAUGCUGAGGUUAUUAUUCCAAGUGAACAAUUAUUUUAAAGGUCUGAGCAAUGCAGAGUGGAUUUGUUAUGUGGUGCAAAAUGUACAUGUUGAUAGAUAGACAGACAGACACAGAUAGAUAGAUAGAUAGAUAGAUAGAUAGAUAGAUAGAUAGAUAGAUAGAUAGAUAGAUAGAUAGAUAGAUAGAUAGAUAGAUAGAUAGAUAGAUAGAUAGGCAAACUUUUGAUCCUGUGUCAGAUAUAUUACAGAUACAUUGCUGUAGCCAGUAAUAUUGCACCAUUAAAGAUCAGUAAAUGUAAAGCAGUGAAAUCUCCAGAGGAUCACGAUCAAUGUUUUAAGAUUUUUCUGGAGAUGUGGAACAUUUUUUUUGUUGCAAUCAGCUCCUCAGGUUACAUCUAUACAAUUCGUACAGACUGAAUGAACCAUAAUGAAUCAGUGCUCCUGUCAGCUGCAGCUUUGUAGAUGUUUGAUUCGAAUAUUAUGAAUGUUAGUAAGAGUAGAGCUAAUUGAACUAAUACACUAAUAGUAUUAGGUUUCUUUUUUGUUUUUCCACCGAGGACACUUUGUUUCUCUUUCCCCGUGCGGUGUCCAGUAUAACCUGGACACACUGCACAGUAAGACAAUA